GAAAUUUUAACAACUACGUUGUUAUAAUUGAGUGGUAUAAUAGAGAGUGUUAUGUGCACGAGUACAACAUAAUUUUCAAUGCAUUUUAGGAUGAGAUGGUUGGUUUCGAUUUUUACGAAUUUGUCCACCGUAAGGAUAUAACUAUGGUCAAAAAUCAACUGUCUACCACUGCCUCAGAGAGCAAGGAGGAAAAGACCAUCCCUAAAAAUUCUUCUAUAUUGAAAGAAGGAAUUGAAAUUUCUGGGAAUUUAUGUCCAGGAGCUAAACGUUCAUUCCUUUGUCGUAUGAAGAAGGGAGCCAAGGCAGAUGACAUAAUGAGCAUGGGAACAAAAACUUCAAUUACGAAAACUAAGGGAAAUGUAAUGGUGGAUGAAACAGAUCCUGUUUUAAGUAAGAUUCAUUGGUUUAGGAGUAAAAAUAUUCUGUUUUUGGUCAAAGCGCGCGUCAUUUAUAACUGUGCUCGUAAACGGUUUUUAAGGAUUUGCAUGCGAAGCAAAAUCCUUUAUGUCACCGGGUUUGUAACAUAGAUAGAUAGAUAGUAACACGAAUUACGUACAGUAGCAUAAUUGAAUUGUUCACGUUGAGUUCCGAGUCGAGUAUUCUCGAACCGCCAUUUGUGUUUGUCUUUAUUCGCAAUCUGUCGGGCAAAAUACCCGCUCGUUUUCGUUUUCCCACCAAUUAAAUCAUAAAAUAAUCGUACCUUAAUGUCACAACUAGAAUAAAUUUCUAUCAAUGAAGGACUAUCGCAUUCGGCAAACAUAUCUUCAACUUCUACGCGCUACUAUCCAUAAAACCAGAAGUUCACAGCGGCAUAAUUUCGAGUUCUACACAUGACAUCCCUUCACGAAGCAGCUCCAGUCGCUCUUUCGACACACAAUGUACAUAAAGAUUGUCACGUGCAUCCAAAUCAGUAGCUUUGUUGCCACGAACGAGGCCACGAACAGUGCGAAUAUUCGCCAUGAUUACAAUUUUCAAUUUGUACUUACUGCUCCUUGUAAUUGAGUAGUGAACACAAUGAGAGCUAGUCGAACAAUGACGGCGCGUCCAGGGAAAUCGAUAAUAUUAAUGAGUUACAAUGCAUGCCGGGAAGAGCUUCCAACCUCCUCUGAUUCGCAAUCUGUCGGGCAAAAACCCCGCUCGUUUUCGUAGAAUGCACCAACGACUAAACAUUGUACCACUUACUUUGAGCUAAACGAAGGAAUAUAUGACUGUUUUCUGCUAGAAAUACGUAAAUGCAUGGAAAGGUUCUGAAAGACAAAUUCGUUCAACUCAGGAGCGGAGUUAUAAAAUAGAAUUAAAAGCGGUGUUUCCAUUAUGAAAACUAUAUUGUUCCAUGUUUCAUUCGUACUCAUUGGAAAUGAAUUAGAAAUGUAAUUGCCUGUUGUGGAAUGUGGAAACAUCGAAACAAUUUUGUCGUCUUUUUAUCCAAACGUUAAAUAUCUUCAACAUUUCUACAAAUUGAGUUUUUCCUUUAUCGUUCAGGCAGUGAUAAAGCCAUUUAAAAGUUGUAGUAGAUUAAUUUUAAAUUUUACAAAGAUUUGUCAUGAUGUUGUGUUUUGUUAUACUACAUUUUGGGCGAUAUGUCUCCAUCUUUCUUGCAUGCAUUAUAAAAUUGAUAACAAAAUUGCAAAUCCUUACGCACUCCUCGAGUACCUAUUUUUUGUUUUUGCAAACAAAAACAGUUCAUCUAUUUUUUAUAGCAGUUCUCAUUUUAUUCUAUUGAACCUGCAAAUUUGAUGUCAGUUUAGAAUUAAAAGCAUGAAAAGUCACACACUUUAUAGAAAGUUGAAAAAUAUACAUGUGAUUCGCCCGAGAUAAUAAAUUUUUCGCAAAGCGAUCAAAAUCGCGGCUAUAAUUACUUUUAGAGUUUGAAGGUAUCAUUAUAGAAAUCUAUAAGUUAUAAGGAUUCGAAUAAUAUUAAAAUAAAAUUGUGCGUUACUCAUAUCAUCUUUGAAACCAAGAAAUGUUUGCUAUAUAACUCAGCUCCAAAAAUUUGAUCUGGUCUACAAUAAUAAUAACUACGGCUGCAGCUGGGUGGCCAAGUGGUGAGCGCACUUGCCUUUCACCUCUGAGGCUGCAGGUUCGAAUCUCACUAAGUACCUUCUCAGUGCGACUCGAACCCAGUCCCCAUGUGAAAAGAGUAAAAAGUCAACGCUCUGCCGAACGCCGUGGGUUUUCCCCGGGUACUCCGGUUUCCUCCCACAGGGAAAAGUUGACAGGGUGGGUUAGGUAAAAAGGGCCCACAGUAAUUGGCAUAUGCUGUUGUGGUGACCCUGCCCUAGUUGGCGAAGCUAAUAAAAACAAAAAACAGCUAGCCAAUCAACUACGGUCUAUUUGUAAAUAUCGAAACAUUAAAGUGUAUCAGAAUGUUUUUCAUUUAGUAAUAUUUCGCCGUUUUAUAUCAGUCUCCCGGGUCAAUGACUUGUCGUGGGGUAGUUGUUUAUCUCGGGAUCAUGUGAAGCCUAUUAGUCACAGUAUAUAGUCCGUGCAGUCAGGAUUUUAGCCAGAAGGGCGUCCAGGCGUCCUUGGACGCCCCUAGAACGAAAAAUGGACGCCUUUGGACGCCAAAAUUCUGGGGGAGGGGAGGGAAAUUAUUUUCAAUUGUUUCCCUAAGUAUAUUAAUAUAUCUGAAACGAAAUAGCUUCAAUUCUCAUUAUUAUUAUACAUUUGACAUUUUGAUCAAUUUGAUAUUAUACAUUUGACAUUUUGAUCAUUUUGAUCAAUUUCCCCCCCCCCCCCCCUUUUACUGUAGAUGUAUCGUUAUACCAAAAUUGGACGCCCUCUUUUAGGGGAAAGAGAGCCUGCAAGGAUCGAGGGGAAAGAGAGCCUUCGAGGGGAAAGAGAGCCUGCAAGGAUAAGAGCCUUCGAGGGGAAAGGGAGCCUGCAAGGAUCUCUAUAGCCAGGGGCGUAGGAAGCAUCAAAAGGUUGGGGGAGGGGGGUACCAUCUUCGAGGGGCACUUUUGGAUAAUGAAAAGCGCACCUAAAAAAAUUUUCCGGAAAUGUUGGCGACGGGGGGAGAAGGGAGACCAUUUUGCAAUUUAUAUCAUAUUCCAUGCUUAAUAUAAUACAUUUGCCUAAAUUUCGAAUUGCAACGUGCAAUCAACGCUUUUAACUGUUUUUUUUAAAAACAUCGACCAAAAGUUAAAUUUAUUUGUUUCAUGGACAUUUUGUUAUUGAAGGAACUUUUCUCAAGAAAUGCAGGUUAUUUUCUGAACAUUUUUCACGAAGACUUUUUUUUUUUGCACUUUGCCACCGGAGAGAGGGCACUUUUUGUGUCUUCUGAUAACUUGGGGGCCCUAGGCCCCCUCCCCCUCCCCCCGUUCCUACGCCCCUGCCUAUAGCGUUUACGUGCAUGCGUCCAAUAUUUGGGCGCAGCGCUCUGAUUGGUUGAUAACUGAUUCAAAUGAAGUGGUUGAUAAGCUUCCAUAAACUACACUUUGUUUGUAAAACCAAGCAACGCAAAGCUUCGCAAUUGCGGCAAUGUAGAGAUAAAAGUGUUAUGUAUUUUGUAUCCUUGUUGACUUUUUACUGUAAAUUAAUAUAGUAUUCAUAUACCUGUAAAGAUGAAUACUAAAAGCUUGCAUGCAUUCUUGAGUCCUGCGCUUGUCUGACUCCUAGGCUAAAAAUAAUUCUUGAACAUAUUUAACUAUAAAAUUGAGGGAAAGACUGAACAAAUUCGCAAACCGAAACCUAGUCCUAUAGGGACGAGGCAUUGUAUCGCUUCUCUUUUAUCAAACAAUAUUGAGAAUUAUUCUGAUAAUAUUCAGUGCAUAUUGUGUGUAAGCUUGUUUUACAAUGUCACUGACUAUUUAAUAUUUAUAAGUAUAUGCGGCGUUAAAAUGUGCAGUAUUUACUUGUCACUUUGUUUACAAUAAUUAUCACAUGCAUGUUUAAUUCCACUUUUUGUUGCAAAAUUUGAACUGCAGACAUAUUAUUAAAUUAUGUCCAUGGUAUAUCAUAUAUGUCUAUGUCUCACCAACGCCAUAAAUUUCAGUAAGUUAGUUUAUCACUUGAAUUAGUUAGCGGGUAACAUACAACUUUAAACUUACUGUGCUUACAGAAACACAUGCAGACUGUAAUAAAAAGUACAACUUGAUAUAUUACACUGUAAAACCUCGAGCUUUUAACAUUUUUACGAUGCCCCAGUGGCGGUCUGUUAUACGAAACUAACGAAAGAAUAUAAAUGGUGUGCAACGUUUAUGUUUACAAUAUUGAAGGGGAAUUUCCGGGCUGCGCUGAUUGGUUAUUAUUAAUUGACCUGUGACAUUCUAUUAAAUUGAAGGGCGGCACGCAAUUAUCAUAGGGAUCCUUGCAGGCUCUCUUCAUAGAUAUCUUAUAUACACUAAGAUAGCGCAUCUCUUUUAGUAAAAUUGAAGCCAAGAAUAUUCCAGUGGUUACCCCCAUUUGAAUAGAUGGCGGCCAUGUUGGUCGUUCCCACUUGCUAAUAAACGCUUAAAAACAACAAUAACUUUCAUCAUUUGAAUAGUUUAAAAACGUAUUUGGAAUAGGGUUAACUUAAUGUCGAAGUUCCCUGUUUAAGAAAUAGAAAACAUACGAAUCUUCUCAUUUCAUGGGAACGACCUGAGACUGCAAUCACGGCUUCAAUUUUUGAAUUACAGAAUAAUUAGAUGCACUAUCUAGUGUAUAUAAGAUAUCUAUGGCUCUCUUUCCCCUAUAGAGAGCCUGCUCGCAGGCUAACCAAACACCUUCCGUUUUCUCCAUGCAGGUAUGACUGUCUCCUCUUGUUAAAUAAAUUGUGUCCGAUACAAGGCAGGUACAGUUUAGUAACGCUAUAAAGGUUGGACCUAUAUACAAGAACUUGUGUUUAGAUCUCGAUGACUGGAUUCUGUAGCUCAGUUGGUUAGAGCGCUGCACGGGAACCGCAGGUUUGAUUCAUGCAUGCCCGAGGGCCAAUGGUUAUGUUUAAAAUUGUAUUUCAAACACUCAUUAAUAAUUCAUAAGCUUAUUGGCAAAUCAUGUCAACCAUAAUAGGUCACGUGCAGUGGCUUUAAACCUGAUAAAACACUCCUAAUUAGUAUUCUUUAUAUAAAGAAUACUAAUAAGGCAGUAUAUCUAUUGAAUUUGUAGUCGUGUUUGAAGCCGUUUAAAAUAAACUCGCAUUUCGUGUUUUAUUAGGUCUAAAGCCACUCGCGCUGCGCGCUCGUGACUUUAAACCUAAUAAAACACUCCUGCUCGUUUAUUAAACAGUACAUAAUCGUCUGCUCGAAAUCUCCAUCAACAAAAACCCUUCAAAAGUAUAUAACAAAGCAAUUUUAGUUUCUAGAAUCCGAUCAAAUAAAUAUGAUCGUUUUAUGGUCCAAAUAUAUGAAUUCUCCAGACGAGACUUGAAAAAAGUGUUUAAUGUUCGUCAGACCCUGAGUUUUUCUUUCCUUGAUCCUGAGUUUGAUGUUCUCAAAAAUGCGUAAAAAAUGGAAAAUUUGUGCCAGAUUUGAACAUUGAACAACAUUUCACAAUCUCAAAUUACGGAUAAGAAAGUAUGAUAGUAUGAAAGUACGUUCCAGAGCUACUGUAAGUGUGAUAUUCUAUUUAGCAAUAUUUUUGAAAAAAAAAUUUAUUUAGGGAUUUUAGCCAAAAAUUUAUACUUCUUUUGGACAAUUAUGCCUAAUUAAUCCUACUUUUUCCAAAGCUUUUCCACGUUAACCAAAUGUUCCUCAUGAUCCCGAGAGCCCACUACUUUUUCCCAGGUCUGCGAAAGGGUAUAUUUGAAGUGUAAACGUCACAGGAAGGAUAUCGCAGGUCUGAACGUGGAGACUUUUUUGUUGCUGAAAUCGUAUGCUAUCUUGUUUUCUAGUUUCGUACGAAGGUUAUUUGAAAUCGUGGCCGCCAAAUAAGGAGAUAAAAUCGAGCAAAGAUCCAAACUCUCGCAGUUGCUUGGUUGCUAUCGGUCGUAUUCUUGAAAUAGGUACCGAGCAAACUGACUACAGCAAGCUGGGUCAGAUCUGCGAGUUUGAAACAAGACAACGAGCUGACUCUACUAUCGUUCGUGUUGAUCAGAGGUAAAUAUAUUUCAUAAAACGAAAAAUGUUUUUAUCACAACCAAAACAACCAUGCAAAAUGUAUUUAUUUAGCCUAGAUCAAACUAAGAUGAGAGUUGGCAGUAGUCAUGUCACGUGACCUUGGUUAGCUGUUCUUAAUGCUUCCCAACACUAUUAUGCUUAAGAAAUAGAACGAGUCGCGCGUGUUUUGGGUGUGAUAGUGCACGAGGAGAGUGUUGGAGAACACGAGAGAAGCGUGUAAAACACGAGACGUAGCCUCUAAAAAGAAGUUACCCAUCUACAUAGGAAGUUAAGCCUCCAGAUAGGAGUUACCCAUCACAUCUUGCGCGCUCGAUGUUUAAAGUUUAAGAUUUUUGAAUUGGAAACUAUAUUAUAUAUUCGAAAAAAGGUUGUCCUUCAAAAAUCUUAAACCUUGAACAUUGAGCUCGAAAGGGAUGAUGGGUAACUUCCUAUUUAGAAUCUUAAACUUGGGAAUUUUGCUUUUCAACAAUGCUGGGAAAUGUGAUGAACACUUGUUUAUUUCAUUCAUCCCUUCAAUGUAGUUUCACCAAGAUACUUGGUUAUUGUUCAGACGAAGUUUACGGGAAAUCAGCAUACAGUUUCUUACAUAAAGAUGACCUUAAGAUCCUCGCUGAAGCUCAUUACAAAGACCUCAAUAACAAGUCCAGGUCAACACCGGAAAUUAUAUACAGGUUUCGCGCGAAAGCUGGACACUAUGUUCCUUUAAAAUCUACAUCAGUUACAUUUCGCAAUCCUUGGUCAAAGGAAGUUGAUUAUGUUGUCACAAGGAGUGUUGUUAUAAGGUUAGUUAUUAUUACGAUAUGAUUUUAGUCAGUUUGCUCUAUUCGGAUUUGUUAAAGACAGUGCCGAUUAAACAUUAAUCGGCACGCGGGUGUGCAUGCAGCGAUAGAGAUUAAUCGGUACGCAUAUACGAGCCCGCGUGAGUUCUGGACGCCCUUGCAGAAAUUUGAACACGAAAUGUAAUAAACAACGUGAAAAUUUCUAUUUUCUGAGAUCUUAUUAUACACCGAGCUCUUAUAUAAAAGAAGACGACGAAGGUGAAAUAAAAAUUAAUCACAGUUUUUACAUGCAGGUGUGAAUUGAAAAUUAAUAUCAGAAAUUAGUCUUACCGUUUAUAACAUGCAAUAUGGGGCGUACUUGAGAGCAUAUUUUUAAUACACAAUGUUUGUUGUCAUUGAGCACUAGUGUAAAAUUGACUACAAGAAUAUUAAUAGGAAAUUACACUUGUUAAUUCUCGAAGUAUUAAUGAAAAAUCACAAAUUGAACCACAUUCAGGACCGGAUAUCUUUUUUAUAUUUUAAAAAUAAGUAUUAAUCAAUCAAUGCUUGAAUUCCGUUUCGCAGGAUUCGGCUUCGGUUCAUGACACAAACGUCGGGCUUGACAAUUCUUCAUAUAUAAUGCUCAACCAUCGUGCAAUUUCUAGAUUACAUAUAUUUGCCCAGUUUUUGUAACUUUUUUCUAUGUUUUUGGUGUUCCUGUAUCUUUUUCAAGUUUUCUCACCUAUUUAUUUUUGCCCAAAGCUUGUCAAGACAAGUGCAUUUUAAUCUGAUAUCCCACUUAUGAUAUUUGUGGUGUUACUCUGAGUAUAUAUCCACACCGGGCAAGCUUGAAAAAUAUGCCCGGCCACGGUGGGAUUCGAACCUACGACCUUUGGAAUACCAGCCCAAUGCUCUUCCAACUGAGCUACGCGGUCAGGACGGUUCGAGUAAGUGAUAUUUCGGAACAGAAUCUAGUUCCUUCGAUACCAAUGUAUUCUAGUAAUAUGAAUUCUUUCUGUGUUGGUGUAGUGUACUCAGGUUAAUAUGAUAUUUGUGUUGUUACUCUGAGUGUAUAUCCACACCGGGCAAGCUUGAAAAAUAUGCCCGGCCACGGUGGGAUUCGAACCUACGACCUUUGGAAUACAAGCCCAAUGCUCUUCCACUGAGUAACACCACAAAUAUCAUAUUAACCUGAGUACACUACACCAACACAGAAAAAAUUCAUAUUACUAGAACACAUUGGUAUUGAAGGAACUAGAAACUGUUCCGAAAUAUCACUUACUCGAACCGUCCUGACCGCGUAGCUCAGUUGGAAGAGCAUUGGGCUGGUAUUCCAAAGGUCGUAGGUUCGAAUCCCACCGUGGCCGGGCAUAUUUUUCAAGCUUGCCCGGUGUGGAUAUACACUCAGAGUAACAACACAAAUAUCAUAUUAACCUGAGUACACUACACCAACACAGAAAAAAUUCAUAUCCCACUUAUAUUUUAUUAUAAUAUAAGUGAGACGUGGAUAACAUGCAAUUUGAUUCGCUAAUGCGUGUGCAUAAUAACCAAUAUUAAUGCACUGUGGUCUGGUUUUUCUGUGCAUUUUUCCUCCGUUUCGGCUCUGCUUUUUAUCCAAAAAUAUACACAGAGCUAUAAACUUUUUGAAGGAAGAAAGAAUAGACCGAAGGAUUCUAUGUAAAGUUAUUUAGGUGUAAAAUUAGCCAGCUUGGGAUUCGUCGAAUGUGUUUUUCUCUUGACAAUUUUGGGCAAAAGCAAAGUAGCGGGAAAAAAAACUUAAAAAAGAUACAGGAAUACAAAAGAAAAAAUUGAACAAAUGUGAUUUACAAAUUGCUUCUCUGCUUCUCAAGCAUUAAAAAUGCAUGUUAGCAAAUUAGUCUGCGUAUCACUGCUUAUUUUUAUUUCCAGUAUAUUGAACAGUUUUUCGCAACUUCAACAUCAAAAUUUUGUUUUGUUUUGCUCGUUCGCCCGCCUAGAAUAGCUUGUUGCAUGUUGCUAAGCGACAAGUAAAAGCAUUCGUGUGAUGUCACUGAUUACAUGUUAGCAGAAAUUCAAAGUCAAUCUUUUGAAUAAAAUUGUUUAUCACGUAAUAUCUUCUAAUCUAAUUGUAUUAUAAAAGAACAAGACGCUCUGCGGAGCGUUAACUCGCUGGGGCUAUACUAGACUUGGUUAGGGCCUGAACUUCAGGUUAGUUGAAGUCCGUCUCUCAUAUUUUCGCACCUUUUUUGACCGCUCGUGUGCAUCGCUAUUUUCAACCCCUUCAGAGACGGACUUGAACCCGAGUCUAGGGCUAUACAAAUACGCACAUUACUGUACAUGAUACAUACAGUACACAGCUAUUUCAAUUAAGAUUUAAGGUCUUCCCCGAGCUAAGCGGAAAAGUCGAUACCGGCACGAAAGGCUUACAUGUAACACAGUACUAAAAUGCGGUAGGCCCUACAAGUAAAGUUAUAUUUUAUAGUACGCUACAUUCUAUUUCUUCAAGACUGUCAGCCGCCAGUUGGUCCGUGGUCCGCACGCUAGGAUUAAACUGCGCUUUAAAGAUGCGCACAAUCUGAUCUGCGCAUGUGCACAAAGGAGCCCUCUUUUUAUUUACAAACAGUUUAUUUAGGUUUUUAUUUCAUUUUAUGUUCUUGCAAAGCUUGAUUGUUGUCGCUUGAUAAUUUAUUAUACUCUAGAAUCAUGAAAAUAUAAAUAGUUGUCGAAUAAAAUUCAAUAUUUUGGAUACCGAAAUGUAAACAAAGCCUUUGUUUACAUACGGACUGUACCGCAUCUUUAAAACGUUCAAAAUAAAAUAUUUGGGGGCUUUUGGGCUCAAAAUACUAUCAAAAUGAAGAGAGAAGUGAGACGAAUCCACUGCAGGUAUACGGCCGAAAAAGAGAAAACCAAUGAUACCAAAGUUAUCAAGGAUUAAACGUACUGCAUUAAUAAUUUUGAGCGACUUGUCAACAAUACAAUUAUUUCGCUUGGCUUUCAACUGACAAAGGCCAUAUUCGCUAGAAUACUGUUGUUUAGUAAUACUGUACAUUUGACAUCCGUAAUUAGUACAAUUUCAAACGCUGAAUCGAACGGUGGUAUUUUUAUCCUCAAUACAUACUGCGAGCGAUUUAUCAACAAUACAAUUUCGCUUGAUUUUCAAAGGCAAUAAAUCGCUAGAAUACUGGUGUUUAGUAAUACACUUGACAUCCGUAAGUACAAUUUCUUACGCUGAAUCGUAUGGAACGGUGUCGCUUUCUUCUCAAAAUAUAAAGCAGCGCAGCCAAACGUAACUUGCGAUUUGCGAAGGUUGCUGUUUCCAUGUCGAAAUUCCUUGUAAAAUUGUUCAAAUUUCCCGAAUUUUCCUCAAAAUGCAGGGUUAUUUAUGGAUAAUGUGGGUAAAAAUUGGAGGAGCCGCAGGAGCUUUAUGGAUAAUUUGGGUAAAAAUUAGGUAGCUCAUUAAUAUUCUAUUUUGUGGCUAUCGAUCGAAGAUCCACUAUCGGAGAAAAAUGCGAACCGAAACCUAUACUCGUCCGGGGCACAGGUGCCCCAGCGAGUAAAUAGAUAAACUCGUCUCGUGCGUUCAUGGUAUGAUAAUGCAGUCGGGGUAUGGUGGAAGAACACUCGAGAAACGUGUGAAACACUCGUCUACGUCUCGUGUUUUACACGCUUUCCUCGUAUUCUCCCAACAUUUACCUGGUAAAUUAUCAAAUCAUAAACGCACGCGACUCGUUUCCUAUUUCUUAAAUAAUUUCUAUUCAUGUAUCACCAUGAUAUCGGGCAAUUGCCAUCAAUAAUAGUUGAAGGAUCUUGUAGAUGGAAAUUGUCAAGUGGAAAUUUAUACACAUUUAUCAGACCUAACCAGGAACAGCUUCGCAAGAUGCGACCAUUAUUAUUCAAUUUGUAAUUUAUAAUUGCUCUUGUUUUAUCUAGUUCCUUUUCACCAAUCAUGUCAUUCAGUGCAAUGCAAAGAGGGACAGAAAACAUGGUAAGAACACAUAGCAGCCACCACCAGGGGCCGAUUCUUCAAUUCUGAAUUAGUUCUGAACCUGGGUUAAAAUUUAAUCUGCUGUUUUGGUUUGAGUAUUUCUGCACGCUCGUUUAUCACACAACUUUAGAAAAUAAAACUUCUAUUGAUCCAGACAAGACUUCUGGAAAAAUAUCUUCAUGCUAUUGGCAAGUUUGCUUCGAAGUUUAACGCUUAGCCUAAUCUAGCAUUAAGCUAACCGGCACUCGAACAACCGGCCCCAACUGGAUACCUCUACUGCAAUUUUCUUUUUCGUAAACCGCCAGGGUCAUCAGUAACAAUGGUGUCACCACUUUCAGUGUGCAUCAUAUCCAUCGAUAUGUACUACGACUGCAGGAUAGCGCAUCUAUUGUUUUGCUUUGAAGCCGGAAGUACGUCAUGUUUCGUGACCGGCCGCCAUAAACGGCAGCAGAAAAGUUUCAAAAAAAUUCAUAUAGCCAGCAGUAGGAAAUUUGUUUUUAAUCCUGUAAGACUGUAACUACUUAACCUCUCUUCUCCGCAGAGCCUCCUUAAGUAUUUGCAAAUAACUUUUCCAGAAGUUUCCAGAAAAAAAGUGAGCGCGCGCGGAGUGAUGUGAAGAUUGAAACGAAGCCGAGAAUGCUCUGCCACGUAAUGCUAAAAGGUAUGGUUUUUGAACCAAACUUUUGUUUGACAUUUUUUAAACUCGAAAUGGACGGAAAUGUGGAAGAAAUUGAAAUAAAUCUUCGUGAUCUUAGUAUCAAAGUUCAAUUGAGUCAUUUUUAUAAAGAAAUGUUGCAAUUUAGAGGAUAUUUAUAAUCAGAUAAUCAUAUCCAUUUAUAUUCAUUUGCAAUCUGUCAGUAAUGAACAGAAGAAGAUAUUGAUAUUGGAUUCACCCCAGGAGACUCAAGUACGCCUGAAAAGGAAAGUGGAAAACAUGUUUUAACACCCUCGAAUGUUGAUAUCGAACCGAACUCCAAACGAUUAUAUACGACGCCACGUUGAUUGCAUAAACUAGCAGAGGCUUCCUUUACUUCGGUCUUCCCAUCACUCCUUGCGCGCUUUCUUUUCCCUCACUAGCAACUUCAUGUAAGCCUCUGCGGAGGACAGAGACUACUUAACUACUUCAGAUUUAUCUUGUAUGACUUGUUUCACACGACAACCUUAUGACACAUUCACAAUUUUGUUAUUUUACCCUAUUAGUUGUAAUAUUUUGCAGAAAAUUUUGAGCCCUAAAACCAAGUUAUCAGAACGAAAAAAAAAUUUUCCAUCUCUGCAGCUCUUUUGGGUUUUAAGUUGAACUAAAUGAAACAGGAGAUCUUUUUUGUGCCACCCGGUAAAUCUGCAUAUAUUAAUUUAAAGUCGUUAAUUAAAAUCCAAUAGGAUAUCAUCACACAAACUACAACGUCAGCUGGUUCUUCAGAACAGCAGGAUGAAAUGGACGAAAAUCUACGUAAUUUGUUACUGAAGUUGGAAAACCUUGGCAACAAUGAAGGUACUUACUUUUUAGUGUGAAC
Paramuricea clavata is the source of this 12274-nucleotide messenger RNA. Lineage: Eukaryota; Metazoa; Cnidaria; Anthozoa; Malacalcyonacea; Plexauridae. The record is from the annotation of a GenBank genome assembly.